Molecule: messenger RNA, 2571 nt
Organism: Lactuca saligna
Lineage: Eukaryota; Viridiplantae; Streptophyta; Magnoliopsida; Asterales; Asteraceae
Source: the annotation of a GenBank genome assembly
CACACAUUAACGUUUGCAUCUCUUCACUGCUGUAUAUCAUCGAUUGCUUUGCAGCUUUCUCACGUCAUUUUUCUCCUUGGUUGAAUCAGAGAUUAAAGAUCAAAAGCGUAAUUUCAUCUAAAGGACUAAGCAGUGAAUUAACAGCAGUGAUAAUAACUGUAGACAAGUUCAAAGUGCUGGAACCUUUCACUCGAUUCGAACCAGCACUUGAUUUCAUCUGCUUUAAUAGAAAUGCCACAAGAAUACCCAUACCCUUCUCACGUGCAUGCAGCUAGUUUUGUUUCAGUCAAGCUGUCAAGUAAAACCAAUUAUUCUAUGUGGGAGGAACAGAUGAAGUGCCUUCUGGAGAGCCACGAUAUGCUCGGUUUCAUUGAUGGAACAAUAAAGAAAGGGAAACAUAGGGGAUGGAAUCGGUCAGACAAACUUGUCAAAGGAUGGAUUUUUGGCUCAUUAAGUGAAGAUGCGAUGGCUAGUGUUGUUGGCCUCGACACAGCCAACAACGUGUGGGAGAAGCUAAGGGCUACUUACGCUACUCAUCCCUAUCCUAACAUAGAUAAGACAGAUUACCUCCCACUAUCGAGAGCAAUUAUGAGGGGCGACUGGGAGGAAGCCCGAGAAAUUUUUACCAGGGACAAAGAUGCAUUAACUGCUAAACUCAAUGUUAAUGGCCAAAGCGCACUCCACAUUGCAGUUGAUGCAUGUAAACAUAUCCAGUUUGUUGAGAAUCUCCUGAAGGAGAUUAAUCCAGAAUCUCUUCUAACUUUGGUGAGCUAUAACAAGAAAAAUGCACUGCAUCGUGCCGCAAUGGUUGACAACACCAAGGCUGCAAAGAUGUUGGUGGAGAAAAACCCGUAUUUGUUAUUCAGUCUUGACAACAUGAACACCUUGCCGAUCCAUAGAGCUAUCAUCGCGCUUUCCCAAGAAGAUGGAUAUCACAAUCCCUUUGAGGGAAGACAUGGUGUCACGCUUCUUAUUAAUGUAAUCAAUGUCGGGCUUUUGGAUGUUGCUUACGAUUUGAUCAAGAAGUACCCUGCCAUGGUUACGGAAAAUGUUGGCCCUUACAUACCCUUGUUGUCUAUUGCGAGUAAAGCGGACUUGUAUUUUAGUGGAACCCAAUACAACUUCUACCAAAAAUUUGUUUAUGCUCAUCUACCAACAGGUAACAAUGAUUUAAGUGAUACAAACAAGAUUCAAGAUAUUGAGAACCAAGACACUUAUACCGGCAACUUUGAGACCAAUAGCUGGAAGACCUACUUCUAUUAUGUCAUCCAGAGGAUUUAUGUCAAGUUUUGGGAUGUUGCACUACUACAUGUGACACAUGUCAAGCAUCUCCAUGAAGACAAAGUGAAACACAAUAAAGCUGUUAUGCUACUGAAAUGUAUAUGCAAAGAAGUUGGUAAAAUAGAUAAAGGGAUUGAUAUUUGUCAAAUUUAUGGUGAAGCAUUUAAUCAGGCAGUGCAAAAUGAUACUCCUGAAGCAGUGGAAGAGAUCAUGGAAUCUUUUCCACAAGCAAUCUGGACAAGGAACAGUGAUGGCUAUUUAGCUACUCAAGCUGCAAUAAAAGACCGUUGCCUAAAGGUUCACGGCGUUUUGAUACGCCAUCUGCCUCGUAACAAGUAUUUACUUCAUGCCUUUUUGGAUGAUGAUAAAAACAAUGAAUUGCACUUGGCUGGACAAUUGGCACCUAUGACCAAACUCAAUCUUGUUACUGGUGCAGCUUUGCAAAUGCAAAGGGAGUUACAGUGGUUUAAGGGAGUGGAGAAAUUUGGGAAACCCAAAUACAAGGAAGCAAAAAACAGGAGAGGAGAGACACCAGUCAUGGUGUUCAGAAGAGAACACACGCAGUUAAGAAAAGAAGGCGAACAGUGGAUGAAAAAGACAGCUGAUUCAUACACAAUCACAGCUGCACUCAUCAUUACUAUAGUUUUUGCAGCGGCCAUCACUGUGCCUGGUGGAAAUGAUAGCGACACUGGGAAAGCAAUUUAUUCAAGAAAACCAAGCUUCAUUAUAUUUGUGAUCUCAGAUGCAAUUUCAUUGUUUGCAUCCACCACUUCAUUGUUGCUGUUCCUGUCCAUUCUCACAGCACGAUAUCGAGAGGAGGAUUUUCUAUAUCGGUUACCUUUGAGAUUAAUAGUUGGCCUUGCAAUGUUGUUCUUGUCGGUAAGCUCAAUGAUGGUAGCCUUUAGUGCAACACUUUAUCUUACGUUUGGAGAGGGAAGAGCAUGGAUUCUAAUUCCAGUAGCUACAUUAACAUGUCUUCCAAUUGCUUCAUUUGUAACACUACAAUUACCGUUACUUGUUGAUCUAAUCUCCUCAACAUAUUAUCAUGGAAUCUUUGCUGGACAUCAAUCGUGGUAGGCGUAAGAUCUAAUGACAACAUUAGACAUGACUUGUUGCAUUAUAAGAUGUAUUCAUUUUUCUAUUACACAAUCAUAAUAAAAGGGGGUGCUUCAAUAAGAACAUAUUUUUUAAAUGGUGUGAUUGCAUGUGAUUUGAUCAUCAAGUAUCCUGACAUGGGUAGACCAUUGAUGUACUCAUACUGUAGGGGAACUUGAUACAACUUCUACCAAG